AACAGCUAAUCAUCCACCAUUUCUGCCGACUUUGUCAAUCCCCACCACCCCACUUCCCCUAUAUCCUUCAUCUCCAACAAUCCUCCUUCAUUACAACAAACAACCUCAAAAAAAACUGAUGCAACAAAAAACAUAGUUCCAAACUAGCUUCCAAACAUGAUCAUGUCUCCCACAACCAAUCUCUCCCUCUCCAUCCUCCUCCUCCUCUCCCUCACCGCCUCCUCCUCCGACAUAAGCAUCCUCUUCGACUUCAUCACAAACCUCACCAACACCCAAACCCUUAACUGGGACACCAUCCCGCCGCCCCUCUGCGUCGGCAACUUCUCCAACUGGACCGCCGUCCUCUGCAGAGACGGCCACAUCUCCGGCCUCCAGCUCGAGAGCAUGAGCCUCUCCGGCCCCAUCAACGCCCCCGUCCUCGCCCCCCUCAACCUCUUCAGCCUCAGCCUCGCCAACAACAGCUUCUCCGGCCCCUUCCCGGCCGAUAUAAACAAGCUGACACGGCUCAGGCGCCUGUUCCUCAGCCACAACAACUUCAGCGGCUCGAUCCCCGACAAGGCCUUCAAUGGGAUGACGGCGCUGAAAGAGGUGCAUUUGGCAAACAAUGGCUUCGUGGGGAAGAUUCCGAGUAGUUUGAUAAGGGUGCAGCAGUUGUCGAAUCUCUCGUUUCAGAAUAAUCAGUUUGAAGGGAAGAUUCCGGAUUUUUGGCAGGAGGGUUUGCUUGCGAAUUUUUCGAAUAAUAGGCUUCGCGGCGCCAUCCCCGACGUCCUCAGCUAUGAGGAUGCAAGCAUGUUUUCUGGCAACCUCGGCCUAUGCGGCCAUCCCCUCUCUCCAUGCCCCAAGAUAUGGUACAGGAAAACCGCGUUCAUCGCCGCCGCAUCCGCGGCCGCCGCCAUCGCCUUGAUCUCCAUCCUCCUCCUCCUGUGGCGCCGCCGGCGAACACGGCCGCUGAGAUACCAGAAAUCAGUGAACCAAUUCAAAAACGAAGCUACAAAAACAGAGAAUAUCAAUGCAAUUCACAACAAAACAGAGGAUCAAGGGAAGAUUCAAUUCGUGAGAAGCGGCAGAGAGAGAUUCGAGCUCGAAGACCUGCUGAAAGCCGCCGCGGAGGUUUUGGGAAGCGGAAGCUUCGGAUCUUCUUACAAAGCUCUGCUUCUCACCGGAAAACCUUACGUUGUGAGAAGGUUCAAACAGAUGUCUAAUGUCGGAAAAGAGGAUUUUUAUUACCAUAUGAAGAAAUUAGGGCGGGUGACGCACCCGAAUCUGCUUCCGUUGGUGGCUUUCUAUUAUAAUAAAGAGGAGAAGCUUCUUAUCAGUGAUUUCGUCGAAAAUGGCAGCUUGGCAAGCCACCUUCACGGAAAAAGAAAACCGGACCAGCCCGGUUUGGACUGGCCGACCCGGUUGAGAAUCGUGAAGGGCGUGGCGAGGGGGCUCGCGCAUCUGUAUGCAGAGUUCCCGUCGCUCGCGCUCCCCCACGGCCACCUGAAGUCCUCGAACGUGCUGCUGGACGGCGCGUUCGAGGCGGUAGUCUCGGACUACGCGCUGACCCCUGUGAUCAACAGGGACCACGCGCGGGAGUUCAUGGUGGCCCACAAGUCGCCCGAGUCGAUGCAGAGCGACAGGGUGACGCGGAAGACGGACGUGUGGAGCCUGGGGAUCCUGAUACUGGAGGUGCUGACGGGGCGGUUCCCGGCCAACUACCUGAGGAGCGGGAGGGGGCCGGGGGCGGACCUGGCGACGUGGGUGAACUCGGUGGUGAGGGAGGAGUGGACGGGGGAGGUGUUCGACAAGGAGAUGGGGCUCGGGAGGAGCUGCGAGGGGCAGAUGCUGAGGCUGCUGAAGAUCGGGAUGUGUUGUUGCGAGCCGAGUGUGGAUAAGAGGUGGGGGAUGGACGAGGCGGCCGCGAGGAUCGAGGAGUUGAAGGAGCGGGAGGGCGAUGAGGAUUACUCGUCGUACGCGAGCGAGGGCGAGGGCUACUCGUCCGCGUCUAGAGCCGUCACUGAUGAUGAUUUCUCGUUUUCUAAAGCAAGUUGAAGAGCAUUCUUUUUCGGGCUAUUUGGUGUAUCCAAACAAAAUUUUAUUUUUUUAAUAUGGAAACAAAGGUUUUUUUUGUA
Messenger RNA from Salvia splendens (bonfire salvia), 2114 nucleotides. Its product is annotated as probable LRR receptor-like serine/threonine-protein kinase At4g31250. The record is from RefSeq and is a predicted model, not a curated record. Gene Ontology annotation, molecular function: protein kinase activity; protein binding; ATP binding. Bases 157 to 2034 code for a protein of 625 amino acids. NCBI's taxonomy places the organism in Eukaryota, Viridiplantae, Streptophyta, Magnoliopsida, Lamiales, Lamiaceae. The transcript is spliced from 3 exons. Gene Ontology annotation, biological process: protein phosphorylation.